UUGAACACUGCUUGAAAAUGAUUCGAUGAGUGUUCAAAAAUGAAAAACUCAAUCAUGAAGUAUUUUUAAUUAUUACACCAAUUUAUUACCUCAACCCAAACAACUUUCACAAACAUUUGUGGAUUUUUUCGGUCGUAAAUAAAAAGAGCCGUCAACGAUAGAACAAAUAUCAAACGAAUCUUCAAUUUACAUCAAUGAUUUUAAAUUAAUCAAGUGUGAUACGCGACUUAAUAAAUGCAAUCUUUGUUUGUAGUAAAAAUUUAUGAACCAGAAGCCACUCGUUUGAUCAGGUAUGAGAAAGUUAUUACAAGAAAGGCUCUAUUUUUCAGUACACUUCAGACAAAUAUUCAAACCCAGCCUCUGUUGAACUGCGCGUGCAAUCUCAAUUUACAGCUUUGAGCAACACUGAUCAACCAAAUUGUUCAUAAAUUCGCGACGCAUUGCUACUGGAUUUACAAUUAUGUACCAGUCAAUCCCCCAUCUUUCUAACCUGGAUCCGAAUUACGACUACUAUCUGUUCACGCCUCGACGAACAACGAGCAGGCGUCGAAUAGUGCCCACAUCUCCGGCUACAGAUCCCGCACUAUCUGAAUUGCGAGACCAACUUGAGGAGAACAACAGACUCUUGAGGUCGUUGAACCAACGAAGCGGGCAGAAUUCAGGUGUGAACACACCUCAAGGGAGUCAGAGGUCAGGAUACAACAACAACAGUCGAGGUCAUCCCGAUUCCAGAGGGGGUGGGCAACUGGGGUCAAGAGGAGGCCAAUUGGUGAAGGUUCCUCGACUGCCGAUUCCGGAGAUACCGUCUUCACCCGAGAUCAUGACGUCUGUGUUCAACGGACAGUUUAUGGAGCCGCUUUUGAUGCAGACGCAACGCGACAUGCAGAGAAAAUACGACGAACUGGAAGAAAAAUAUCGCAAGUUAGAGGACAAAGUAUCCUCACAGAAGCAGCAGAUCAAAUCUAUGCAGAGCCAAAAACACUACCAGCACGAACAGACAGAGAAGCAAAACCAGCUGAGAGACGUCCAAAAACAGCUGGAACAGAUCAAACAUGACAUUAAACUCAGAGAGAGAUUGGCCACGACGCUUCCCAAAGUCACGAUUCCUCCUCAUCCUCAUCCUCCUCAUUACCCUACAUUUCAUUCUAAAUAUUACCCAAGCUACGAACCCAGUAACCCCUACGGACACGGUGGUUACAAUCACAAAGAUUUAUUGUUACAUCAAGAGGUCGAUUUGCUCCACAAGGAAUUAAAUGCACUUGAUGCUAUGAAAUAUCAUCUUCACUAACAAACAAACACAAUUUUCCAUGCUUCGGAAAAAGAUCUGAAGCUUCAUGAACUAUUAUGCUUGCAGAUUGUAGUUACAA
This is a messenger RNA of Symsagittifera roscoffensis, 1367 nucleotides long. RefSeq lists its product as uncharacterized. Bases 461 to 1288 code for a protein of 275 amino acids. NCBI's taxonomy places the organism in Eukaryota, Metazoa, Xenacoelomorpha, Acoela, Convolutidae. The transcript has 2 exons. The record is from RefSeq and is a predicted model, not a curated record.